Linum tenue is the source of this 856-nucleotide messenger RNA. NCBI's taxonomy places the organism in Eukaryota, Viridiplantae, Streptophyta, Magnoliopsida, Malpighiales, Linaceae. The record is from the annotation of a GenBank genome assembly.
UCUCUCUCUCUCUCGAAUACACCUCAAGUAGUUGAUCGAUCAUCAAUUGCGGUUUUUUACUAGCUUGAUAGCUGCGUGCGAGAUAAAAUGGCAGGUUCGUUGAUGAGAAAUCAGCAGGUAAUUGGUGCUGCCUUCCUUGUCCUGCUCCUUGUCGACGUUGCCUUUGCUGCCAGGACCCUCGGCGGAAAAGGACGCGGUGGUGGUGGUGGCGGCGGCGGUGGUGGCAGAGGGGGAGGAGGCGGUGGCAAUGGCGGGUUUGGGUCGGGUUACGGGAGUGGAAGUGGGUACGGUGGCGGAAGCGGGAAAGGCGGCGGUGGUGGUGGAGGCGGAGGCGGCGGUGGAGGUGGCGGAGGAGGAGGGGGAAGGAAUGGUGGAUCCGGGUAUGGUAGCGGGUCAGGGAAAGGUUACGGGUCUGGAUAUGGAGGAGGAGAUUAUGACAACUACCCAUGAAUUCAAAUUAAUUACAGAUUUAAUGGUAAAUCGACAUUUGACUUGGUUUCAUGUGAGGAUUAUCACUACCACGCUACCUAUAGAGUGUCGGAUGAUAAACUUACAACCGACGAUAUUCGAUUUGAUCAUCGUUAUACUAUGCGAUUCUUUUUCGUUGUCAUUACCCUUCUCAAUUACGAAAAAAUACAACAACAACAAAAAUUUGUCCUAAGAGUGUCAAACCGUUGACCUUGAGUUCACAAAUUCAAGUUAGCACCCUUACCACUGUAUUAAGUUUGACCUUUAUAAUUUUUGCCAUAAUAAUAAAUUAAGUUGGAAUAUACAAUGUGAUUCUUAUUUUCUCUACAAGUUGCACAAUUUUUUUUUUUUCAUGUUACAUGUAUGAUAAUAUCGGUUAGGUUCAUGC